This is a messenger RNA of Rangifer tarandus platyrhynchus (Svalbard reindeer), 5670 nucleotides long. NCBI's taxonomy places the organism in Eukaryota, Metazoa, Chordata, Mammalia, Artiodactyla, Cervidae. The record is from the annotation of a GenBank genome assembly.
AUGGCGGCUGGGGGCCGGGAGCUGCGGCCGCUGCUGCUCCUGGUCUCGGGGCUGCUGGCGCUGGGUCCCGGCGCGCGGGCGGCCAAGCUCAACAUCCCCAAGGUGCUGCUGCCUUUCACGCGGGCAACGCGCGUGAACUUCACGCUGGAGGCCUCGGAGGGCUGCUACCGCUGGUCGUCGACCCGGCCGGAGGUGGCCAGUAUCGAGCCGCUGGGCCUGGACGAGCAGCAAUGCUCCCGGAGGGCGGUGGUGCAGGCGCGCCUGUCCCAGCCCGCCCGCCUGACCAGCAUCAUCUUCGCAGAGGACAUCACCACCGGCCAGGUCCUGCGUUGCGAUGCCAUCGUGGACCUCAUCCAUGGCAUUCAGAUCGUCUCCACCACCCGUGAGCUCUACCUGGAGGACGCCCCACUGGAGCUGAAGAUCCAGGCCCUGGACUCGGAAGGAAACACGUUCAGCACCCUGGCCGGGCUGGUCUUUGACUGGACGAUCGUGAAGGACAUGGAGGCGGACGGCUACUCAGACACCCACAACGCGCUCCGCAUCCUGACAUUCCUGGAGUCCACCUACAUCCCCCCGUCGUACAUCUCAGAGAUGGAGAAGGCGGCCAAGCAGGGUGACACCGUCCUGGUGUCCGGGCUGAAGACAGGCAGCUCCAAGCUCAAGGCGCGCAUUCAGGAGGCCGUGUACAAGAACGUCCACCCUGCGGAGGUCAGGCUGCUGAUCUUGGAGAACAUCCUUCUGAACCCGGCUUACGACAUCUACCUCUUGGUGGGGACAUCCAUCCGCUACAGGGUGCAGAAGAUCAGGCAAGGGAAAAUUACAGAACUCUCAAUGCCCUCCGAUCAGUACGAGCUACAGCUUCUGAACAACGUCUGGGACCCAGAGGGAGCCCCGGGCCGGCCUGUGGCGGUCUUGGCCCAGGACACGUCAACAGUCACCGCCGUGCAGCUGGGACAGAGUAGCCUGGUCCUCGGCCAUAAGAGCAUCCGCAUGCAGGGAGCAUCCCGGUUACCCAACAGCACGAUCUAUGUGGUGGAGCCCGGGUACCUAGGGUUCACGGUCCACCCGGGUGGCAGAUGGGUGCUCGAGACCGGCCGCCCGUAUGAAAUCACCAUCGAAGUGCUGGACAAGUCUGGUAACAAGGUCUACCUGUCGGAUAACAUCCGCAUUGAAACUGCGCUCCCUGUGGAGUUCUUUGAGGUGCUGGCUUCUUCGCAGAAUGGGUCGCACCAUCGCGUCAGGGCGACAAAGAGGGGCCAGACAGCCAUCGAGGCGGCCCUCACCUCUGUGGUGGACCAGGAUGGAGGGGUCCACACAUUACGAGUGCCUGUGUGGAACCAGCAGGAGGUAGAAAUCCACAGCCCCAUCACCCUUCAUCCAAGCAUCUUGACGUUUCCAUGGCAACCAAAGGCAGGCGCCUAUCAGUACACGAUAAAGGCCCACGGCGGCAGCGGGAACUUCAGCUGGUCCUCGUCGAGCUCUGUGGUGGCCACGGUCACUGUCAAGGGCGUGAUGACCACAGGCAGUGACACAGGGGUCAGCGUGAUCCAGGCACAUGACGUGCAGAACCCGCUGCAUUUCGGCGAGAUGAAGGUGUAUGUGAUCGAGCCCAGCGGCAUGGAGUUCGCCCCGUGCCCAGUGGAGGCCCGCGUGGGCCAGAGCCUGGAGCUGCCUCUCAGGAUCCAUGGCCUGAUGCCGGGCGGGGCUGACGACGUGGUCACCCUGAGCGACUGCUCCCACUUCGACUUGGUGGUGGAGGUGGAGAACCAGGGCGUGUUCCAGCCACUCCCAGGCAGGCUGCGGCCGGGGCCUGACCACUGCAGCGGCGUCACGGUGAGGGCAGAGGCCCAGGGCUACACCGCGCUGCUCGUCAGCUACAGGCAUGGCCAUGUGCACCUGAGCGCCCGCGUCACCAUCGCCGCCUACCUGCCCCUCAAGGCUGUGGACCCCUCCUCUGUUGCCGUGGUGACCCUUGGCUCCUCGAAGGAGAUGCUCUUUGAGGGUGGUCCCAGACCCUGGGUCCUGGAGCCUUCCAAGUUCUUCCGCAAUGUCACCUCAGAGGACGCGGACAGCAUCAGUCUGGCUCUCUUUGGGCCCCCUGCCUCCCGUAAUUACCAGCAACACUGGAUCCUCGUGACGUGCCAGGUCUUGGGUGAACAGGUCAUCGCCCUGACGGUGGGGAACAAGCCCAGUGUCACCAACCCCUUCCCGGUGCUGGAGCCCGCUGUGGUGAAGUUCGUGUGCGCGCCACCCUCCCGGCUCACGCUGACGCCUGUCUACGCAAGCCCCCAGCUGGACCUGUCCUGCCCACUCCUGCAGCAGAACAAGCAGGUGGCUCCCGUCUCCAGCCACCGCAGCCCGCUGCUGGACCUGGCCGCCUACGACCGGCAGGGCCGCAGGUUCGACAACUUCAGCUCGCUGAGCAUCCAGUGGGAGUCCAGCAGACCGUGGCUGGCCAGCGUGGAGCCCGCCCCGCCCCUGCAGCCGGCGCCCCCGGGCGGCGGGGACGGCCAGAAGAAGCUGCGCGGCCUGCAGCCCAUUUCGGUUCACCAGGCCUCGGGCACCACGGCCAUCUCUGCCACCGCCACUGGCUACCAGCAUCCACACCUGGACACGGCCAGCGUGAAGCAGCCGCAUGACCCCCUCACGCCUGUGUCGGCCUCCAUCGAACUCAUGCUGGUGGAGGACGUGAGGGUCAGCCCGGAAGAGCUAACCAUCUACAACCACCCAGACGUGCAGGCGGAGCUGCAUGUCCGAGAAGGCUCCGGCUACUUCUUCCUCAACACCAGCAGCGCCGAUGUGGUCAGGGUGGCCUACCAGGAGGCCCGGGGCAUCGCCACGGUGCACCCUCUGCUCCCCGGCACCACCACCGUCAUGAUCCACGACCUGUGCUUAGCCUUCCCCGCCCCCGCGAAGGCUGACGUCUACGUCUCGGACAUCCAGGAGCUGUACAUCCGCGUGGUGGACAAGGUGGAGAUCGGGAAGACAGUCAAGGCGCAUGUCCGCGUGCUGGACUUCCACAAGAAGCCUUUCCUGGCCAAGUACUUGGCCUUCAUGGACCUGAAACUCCGGGCAGCCUCCCAGAUCGUCACGUUGGUGGCCCUUGAUGAGGCCCCGGACGACUAUACCGCCUCCUUCCGCGUCCACGGCGUGGCCAUCGGCCAGACCAGCCUCACCGCGACUGUGACCGACAAGGCCGGACAGAGAAUCAGCUCAGCCCCACAGCAGGUCGAGGUCUUCCCCCCAUUCAGGCUGAUCCCCAGGAAGGUGACGCUGAUUAUUGGGGCCACGAUGCAGAUCACCUCUGAGGGCGGCCCCCAGCCCCAGUCCAACAUCCUCUUCUCCAUGAGCAACGAGAGCGUGGCGCUGGUGAGCGGCGCUGGGCUGGUGCGGGGCCUCGCGGUGGGCCGUGGUGCCGUGUCGGGGGUCGUGCAGGCCGUGGACGCAGAGACGGGCAAGCUGGUCGUUGUGUCGCAGGAUCUCGUGGAGGUGGAGGUGCUGCUGCUGCAGGCUGUGAGGAUCCGUGCGCCCAUCACAAGGAUGAGGACGGGGACCCAGAUGCCCGUCUAUGUCACCGGGAUCACCAACAACCAGAACCCUUUCUCCUUUGGCAACGCCGUGCCGGGCCUGACCUUCCACUGGUCUGUCACCAAGCGAGACGUCCUGGAUGUCCGGGGGCGGCAUCACGAGGCGUCGCUCCGGCUGCCGUCACAGUACAACUUCGCUAUGAACGUGCUCGGCCGGGCGAAGGGCCGCACCGGGCUGAGGGUGGUGGUCAAGGCCCUGGACCCCACCGCUGGGCAGCUGCUGGGCCUCGCCAAAGAGCUCUCUGACGAGAUCCAGAUCCAGGUGUUUGAAAAGCUGCGGCUGCUGAGCCCUGAAAUAGAAGCAGAACACGUGCUCAUGUCACCAAACUCAUUCAUCAAGCUCCAGACAAACAGGGAUGGCGCCGCCUCUCUGAGCUACCGCGUCCUGGAUGGGCCGGAGAAGGUUCCUGUCGUGCAUGUUGACGAGAAGGGCUUCCUGGCAUCAGGGUCCGUGAUCGGGACGUCCAUGGUCGAAGUGACUGCCCAGGAGGCUUUCGGGGCCAACCAGACCGUCAUUGUUGCUGUCAAGGUGUCCCCUGUUUCCUACCUGAGGAUCUCCAUGAGCCCUGCCUUGCACACCCGGAACAAGGAGGCUCUGGCGGCCCUGCCCCUGGGAGUGACCGUGACCUUCACCGUCCACUUCCACGACAACUCCGGAGAUGUCUUCCACGCUCACAACUCCAUCCUCAACUUUGCAACUAACAGGGACGAGUUUGUGCAGAUCGGGAAGGGCAUCGCCAACAACACCUGCGUGAUCCGCACGGUCAGCGUGGGCCUGACGCUGCUCAGGGCAUGGGACGCAGCGCACGGCGGCCUCUCCGACUUCGUCCCGCUGCCCGUCCUGCAGGCCAUCUCCCCCGACCUGUCCGGGGCGGUGGUGGUGGGGGACGUCCUCUGUCUGGCCACGGUUCUGGUCGGCCCAGAAGGAGUCGCCGGGACCUGGAGCUCGUCAGCCAGCAGCAUCCUCCACGUCGACCCCAAGACGGGCGUGGCCCUGGCCCGGCAGGCAGGCUCCGUGACCGUCUACUAUGAGGUCGCCGGGCACCUGAGGACCUACAAAGAGAUCGUGGUCAGCCUGCCUCAGAGAAUCGUGGCCCGGUACACCCGCCCCAUCCAGAGCAGCUUCCAGGAGGUCUCGGCCUCCAAAGUGAUGGUCACCGUGGGAGACCAGAGCUCAAACCUGAGAGGCGAAUGCUCCCCCGGCCAGGUGGUAGGCAUCGCGGCCCUGCGCCCAGAAGCCCUCCUCUCCUGCCAGCUGCAGUUCAAGCAGGAUGUCUUCGACUUCCCAGCUCGAGAGGUCUUCACUGCGGAGCCCGAGUUUGACGCCGCCCUGGGCCGGUACGUCUGCUCGGUGACGAUGCUCCGGCUGACGGACCAGCAGCUGAAGCACCUGAGCCUGAAGAGGACGGCGCUGCUGGUCACAGCCUCCCUCCCAGGCAGCCCCUCCCCCGCGGAGCAGGUGGGGGCCGAGGUGCCCUUCAGCCCGGGGCUUUACGCCGACCAGGCCGAAAUCCUCCUGAGCAACCACUACACCAGCUCCGAGGUGAAGGUCUUUGGCGCCAUGGAGGUUCUGGAGCACCUGGAGGUGAAGUCGGGGUCCCCGGCCGUGCUGGCCUUCGUGAAGGAGAAGUCUCUGGGGCUGCCGAGCUUCGUCAGCUACACAGUCGGAAUCUCGGAUCCCACGGCCGGCAGCCAGGGGCCUCUGUCCACCGCCCUGACCUUCUCCAGCCCCAGCACUAACCAGGCUGUCACCAUCCCAGUCACCGUGGCCUUCGUGAUGGACCGCCGAGGCCCGGGUGCUCAUGGCGCUGGGCUCCUCCAGCUCGCCCUGGACUCCUACCAGGCCAUGUUCUUCACGCUCUUCGCCCUGUUGGCCGGGACGGCGGUCAUGAUCAUAGCCUACCACGCGAUCUGCGCGCCCCGGGAGCCCCCCGCCACGCCAGCCCUCUCCCCGAGAGCCAGCCCUCAGCACAGCCCCCACUAUUUUGCUGCCUCAUCACCAACACCUUUCAACGCACUGCCUCCUGCCCGCCGAACCAGCCCCGCCUCGGGGCUGUGGAGCCCUUCGUACCCGUCCCACUAG